UCAAGCAUUUAGACCAAUAAUACAACAUGUCAGUGAAUUUUGGCUCAAAAGAUGGCAUACUCAUUCGGACCAUGACUGUCGAAGACUACAAACAGAUAGAUGGAAACGUCUUCAAAGAUGAACCACUUAAGUCUUCUUUGGAUAAAGAACCGAAGGAAAUCGAAGAGGCCCGUAAGAAAAGAUUUGACGACUACCACAUCAGGUUGAUAGAGAACGGCACCUGCUUAGCGGCUAUCAAUGAAAACGACAACGGACGUGUUGUCGGAGUAGUUCUAGCCUAUGGUCAAGUCCCAAGUGAUAUGAAGAAUUAUCAUAAGAGUGCCAUUUCAAAUUUCCUGUCCGAAGCUGAAGUCAAAGCUAAUCUCUUUGCGCGUUACGAAGUCUCUAAUGUAUUAAUUUCUCACAUUACCAAUGUGGAUGCCUCCAUGCGGGGUAAGGGAAUUGGAUCACGACUAGCUGUCGCUCUUAUGGAGUUGGGUCGAUCUCAAGGAUACCCCUUGAUGGCAGCUUUCUGCACCAGUUUCUAUUCGGCUCGACAAAAUGAGGCCUUGGGAAUGGAGUGCGUUUAUUCUCAAGCUUACGCAGACUACAAGGAUGAAAACGGGAAAGUAGUGUUUAAUCCCCCAGCACCUCAUACCCAUUUACGAAUUAUGGCUAUUAAGCUGUAAAGAAAUAAAAAUGUUACUAAAAAAAAUAAGUUAA
Molecule: messenger RNA, 702 nt
Organism: Drosophila innubila
Lineage: Eukaryota; Metazoa; Arthropoda; Insecta; Diptera; Drosophilidae
Product: dopamine N-acetyltransferase-like
Exons: 1
Coding region: 27-668 (213 amino acids)
Molecular function (GO): N-acetyltransferase activity
Source: RefSeq, a predicted model, not a curated record